This is a messenger RNA of Asterias rubens (European starfish), 1192 nucleotides long. Its product is annotated as peroxisomal coenzyme A diphosphatase NUDT7-like. Gene Ontology annotation, biological process: coenzyme A catabolic process. Gene Ontology annotation, molecular function: coenzyme A diphosphatase activity; acetyl-CoA hydrolase activity. Bases 124 to 852 code for a protein of 242 amino acids. The transcript is spliced from 2 exons. The record is from RefSeq and is a predicted model, not a curated record. NCBI's taxonomy places the organism in Eukaryota, Metazoa, Echinodermata, Asteroidea, Forcipulatida, Asteriidae.
UGUAGUUUUUACCUCCAUGCAUCGAUCGAGCAGAAAAGCCAUUUUCGGCAAUUUAAUAAUUGAGAAACAAUCUUCUGAGACAGUGGUCCUGUUAAUUUCAUAGACUGAGAGGGCUGAAAGAGGAUGGCCGAAAUUGGGUCACUUUCCUCCGCCAUCAAGGAGAUGCCCAAAGAUGAGGUGAUCAGACGAUUACAUCAAUGCGAUGCAUUGGAACUGCUAUCAAGAAUCCCACCACUUCAAGGAAGGAAAGCUGCCGUCUUGGUGCCUUUAUUCUACAAGGACGAUGAACUCUAUAUCCUGUUGACCGUUCGAUCUAAACAUUUGCGAGCCCAUGGUGGUGAGGUCGCAUUACCGGGUGGAAAGCAAGAUGAAACUGACGCAGAUUUCAAAGAAACUGCCCUGAGGGAAUCUGAAGAGGAAGUUGGUCUUCCUCAAGAUGAGGUCGAGGUGAUAUCACAUCUUGGUCCAGUGUUUGCGAAAGCAGGGACAAUGGUUGUUCCAGUUGUUGGUUUCAUCUCAAAGGAUUUCAGUCCUGUAGCGAACGCUGAUGAAGUUCAGGAUAUCUUUUGCGCUCCUUUGUCCCUUUUCUUAAAAGGUGACGAUCACUUAGGAAAGAACUAUGGAAAACAUCUUGUACAUUUUUUCAAUUUCUCUGACGGUGAGAAGGACUACACAAUAUUUGGGAUGACUGCCUUUGUGUGUAUUAUUGUUGCAACCAUUUGCUUCGCUAGAGGUCCUGAUUUUGAGAUGAGUCAAGAAUUCGACCCUGCAAAUCCAAUUAAAAUGACUGAACUGUCAUAUAUGAGGCGGGUUGCAAUUGCAGAUAAAGAAAGAAAUAAAGGCAAACUUUGACAUAAGUAAUUUGGACUGAGGCAUAUUACCCGGUUGGGAUUCGAACCCAUGACCUUUGUCAUCCUAUAGCAGAGUGUCUGUCUUUGUUUUAGCAGCAGGUACUGAUUUAACAUGUUAAGUUUGCCUUGUGUGUACAGAAUGUUAUUUGGUUUUACCCUUACUAAAAAGUUACUACACCAAACUGUGUUACCCAUACACCCUUAAAAGCUCUGUUUACUCGGUACCUUCCUGAGUUCUGUGAACAAUUCACACGUUUAUUACUCGGGCGGGAUUCAAACCCACAAACCAUGCCAUUCUAGAGCAGAUGUCUUACCAACUAGACCACACAACUCUGGAAAGU